AUGCCUUAUGCAAAUCAGUCCAUCGUAACUGUUACGUCGCUCACAGAUGAACAAAUUAAAUUUACCAUUGAGGACACUGAUUUGAGUGUCGCAAAUGCCAUCCGGCGAGUAUGUAUUGCAGAAGUUCCUACUCUAGCAAUUGAUUGGGUUCAGAUACUUGAAAAUAGCACGAUGUUGAAUGAUGAAUUUAUAGCCCAGCGCGUUGGGUUAAUUCCCCUAACAUCUGACAAUGUUGUUGAUAAGAUGAUCUACGCUCGUGAUUGUACUUGCAAUGCCUUUUGUAAAGAUUGUGCUGUUGAACUGAACCUGGAUGAAUUUUGCACAGUUGAAAACAAGAGAAACAUCACGUCUGCAGACUUAAUCAGCAGCAACCCCGAUGUCCGACCUGUCCCUUUAGUUGAAGAUAACGAUGAUUUCCGUCCAUAUAACGUGAAACGGGAACCCAUACUGAUAGUCAAGGUUCAAAAGGGCCAGCGUUUGAAGAUUCGGGCAUAUGCAAAAAAGGGAUUUGGCAAGGAGCAUGCUAAAUGGAAUCCUACUGCGGGUGUUGGAUUUGAAUAUGAUCCUGACAACGCCUUGCGUCAUACCUUUCUACAACAUCCAGAGGACUGGCCCAGAUCAGAGUAUUCGGAGCUACCACCUAGAACUAAUGAUGGGGUCGGUCUUGAUGGUAAAGACGUCCCUGCUCAAGCACCUUUUGAUCCAUUUGGAAAGGUUCCUACAAAAUUUUACUUCAGCAUUGAGUCUUGUGGUUCUUUGAAGUCCAAGAAUAUAAUCUUCUCUGGUCUUCGUGUUCUCAAGAGCAAGUUGACUACAAUUCUUGAAAACCUCCCUCCUGAGUAA
Messenger RNA from Rodentolepis nana, 843 nucleotides. The record is from the annotation of a GenBank genome assembly. NCBI's taxonomy places the organism in Eukaryota, Metazoa, Platyhelminthes, Cestoda, Cyclophyllidea, Hymenolepididae.